Molecule: messenger RNA, 3401 nt
Organism: Solanum pennellii
Lineage: Eukaryota; Viridiplantae; Streptophyta; Magnoliopsida; Solanales; Solanaceae
Product: probable serine/threonine-protein kinase At1g54610
Exons: 8
Coding region: 941-3058 (705 amino acids)
Biological process (GO): protein phosphorylation; positive regulation of transcription elongation by RNA polymerase II
Cellular component (GO): cyclin-dependent protein kinase holoenzyme complex; nucleus
Molecular function (GO): ATP binding; RNA polymerase II CTD heptapeptide repeat kinase activity; cyclin-dependent protein serine/threonine kinase activity
Source: RefSeq, a predicted model, not a curated record
UAACUUGAAGUAAUAUAGAUAGCUUGAGCUGGCUUCUUCUUUGUUUUGAUAUGCGCGUGUCUUUCAACUAAACAUGUUACUAAGAUCUAAGAAUGUCACAAACGGAACAGCAUCGGUCUUCUAAGCUUCCCUUUUCUCUGUUUUCUCACACACACACACACAGUGGGUACUGUGAAGUGUAUUUAUUAAAAAAGCUGCUCUUCGGCGGUCAGAAUAUAUAAAAUCCCACCUAACAAUUGUUUAUGUUAAAAAAAAACGCCUUUUUUCCCCCUAAAAGAUUAAUAUUUUAUCUCUCUUGUGUGUGUAUGUAUUGUGUACUCCUGUGAACUCAAUCCAUCUGUGCCCUAGAUCCACAACUAUGCUUUCUCCUCCACCCAACUUUAUGUACUGCAUAGCAGUAUUCAUUUCUAGCACAACUGUUUUGACUGUUUUGUAGUGGCUGUACAUUUUGUACUCUGUGUGUUAUAUGAACUGUUUUCUUGGUUUUCUGAAGGUUAAUGCUCUGUUGAAGUUGGUUUCUUUGAUUUUGGUUAUGUGGGUGUAGGUUUAAUGGUGAAAAGGUGAGAUUUUGGGAGGUGGGGUUUGUUUGAUUUUUGAUAAGAUGAUAAUUGGUUAUACUGUCGUAAUUGGGGAGUGGUGUUUUCUUGAAAAUUUUGAGGGGCAUUGGUGAAAAGGAGUGAUUUUGGGAGGAGGCGUUUGUUUGAUUUUUGAUAAUUGGGUGUGCAUUGGUGAAAAGGUGUGAUUUUGGGAGGUGGGUGUAGGUUUAUUAGCGAAAAGAUGAGAUUUUGAGAGGUGGGGUUUGUUUGAUCUUGAUAAUUGGUUGUGCUGUAGUAAUUGGUAAGUGUUGUUUUCUUGAAAAUGAAGAGUUGUAUUAGUGAAAAGGUGUGAUUUUGGUAGGUGGGGUUGCAUUCUUGGUGCUUUUUAGUUUGGUAUUUUUGGGAUGGGUUGUGUUUGUGGUAAGCCAUCUGCCAUUGAAGACAGUAGAGAUAGUCCAAGGGAGAGGCUGUCAAGUAAAAGUGCUGCAAGUUUGAGAGGGCCAAGAACUGGUGGUUCAUCAAGAAGAGAGGAAGCUUAUAGAGUCAAAGAUCGUUUGGAUAGCAUUGAUGGGAAGACAAUGUUGAUUGAUAAACAAGUAAAUGGUUCAGUAAGACUGCAGACUGAGAAUUAUGAGAGGAAAAGAGAGAAGCAAGAGUUAAUUGGGACAUUACCUAAAAGCAGUGAAGGGGAACAGGUUGCUGCUGGAUGGCCACCCUGGCUUGCUGCUGUUGCUGGAGAAGCUAUCAGAGGAUGGGUGCCUAGACGAGCAGAUUCCUUUGAGAAAUUGGAUAAAAUUGGUCAGGGCACCUACAGCAACGUUUACCGUGCUCGUGAUCUUGAUCAAGGGAAGAUCGUUGCAUUGAAGAAAGUGAGAUUUGAUAAUCUAGAACCUGAGAGUGUUCGGUUCAUGGCUAGGGAGAUUCACAUAUUACGGAGGCUUGAUCAUCCAAACAUAAUAAAACUAGAAGGUUUAGUUACUUCUCGGAUGUCUUGCAGCCUGUACCUUGUAUUUGAGUACAUGGAACAUGAUCUGGCAGGGCUAGCAUCACAUCCUGGUCUUAAGUUUACGGAGUCACAGGUCAAAUGUUACUUGCAACAACUUUUACGGGGACUUGAUCAUUGUCACAGUCGUGGUGUCUUACAUCGUGAUAUAAAAGGCUCCAACCUUUUAAUUGAUAAUAAUGGUGUAUUAAAGAUUGCUGACUUUGGUCUAGCAAGCUUUUUUGAUCCUCGUCAAAGCCAGCCUCUUACUAGCCGUGUAGUGACUCUCUGGUAUCGGCCUCCUGAACUGCUACUUGGUGCUACUUACUAUGGUACUGCUGUGGAUUUAUGGAGUGCUGGUUGCAUACUAGCAGAACUUUAUGCUGGAAAGCCCAUAAUGCCAGGAAGAACAGAGGUUGAGCAGCUUCAUAAGAUUUUCAAACUGUGUGGAUCACCUUCUGAAGAAUACUGGAGGAAAUCGAGGUUGCCGCAUGCAACAAUAUUCAAGCCCCAACAACCUUAUAGGCGCUGUGUUGCAGAAACAUUUAAAGAGUUCCCUGCACCAGCACUGGCACUUAUAGAAACUUUACUCUCCAUAGAUCCUGCUGAUCGUGGGUCCUCAGGCUCUGCCUUGAAGAGUGAGUUCUUUACUACAAAGCCACUUCCUUGUGAUCCUUCAAGCUUGCCAAAAUAUCCUCCGAGCAAAGAAUUCGAUGCAAAAGUUCGAGAUGAAGAAGCCCGAAGGCAAGCGGCUGCUGGAGGUAAGGGUCAUAGAUAUGACCCAGAAAGGAGAGGAACGAGAGAAUCGCGUGCAGUUCCUGCACCCGAAGCCAAUGCUGAGCUAGUUUCCUCUAUGCAGAAAAGACAAGGUCAAUCCAAUCCAAAAAGCAGAAGUGAGAUGUUCAACUCUCAUCCAGAAGAAGUUGCCUCUGGUUUUCCAAUUGACCCUCCUAGACCAUCUCAAGUCGUCGAAGAAGCAAGUAAUGAUCCCCACGCGCAGCUUCAUAAGCGAGGUUCCCAUUCCGGGCCAUUGUCUCACCGAGCUGCUUGGGCAAAAGCUGGAAAGAAUAUGGAUGAUGCCCAAAAGCUUUCUGUAGCGGACAUGUCAGCUAUGUCUGGGCUAGUCGCUGCAAGGAGAAGCAUGUUCUCUGAAGACCGGCCAGAUAAGUCAGGUUCACACAAACAGGAGGUUCCUAAACUCAUAGCCAGGUUUCCCGGAUCCUAUAAAGAGGCUUCACAUUCCACAAUGAAACAAGAACAGAAAAAUCAUGCACUUGCUAGCUCACAUCAUCAAAACGAGGACGGUAGAACCAGCAACAACGAUCCCGUUCUUUUGGGAUAUGGAUCAAAAGGCAACAAAAUCCACUACUCUGGACCACUACUAGUUCCAUCAGGCAAAAUGGAUCAAGUGUUGAAAGAUCACGAUCGCCACAUCCAAGAAGCUGUAAGACGAGCACGCUUGGACAAGGCGAAAGCAAAGAAAAUUCAGGUUGAAGGCAACAAAUUAUCAGCCAAUUCAUUAUUUGUUUCUGGCCGUUGAGCUUCAACUGAAGAGAGCGAAUCGGCUAAGAACAACUAAAAGAGAAUCCAGACUAUAGAAAAAUCACUAGUUAGUUAGUAUUAUCAUGUAAAAUGAGUCAAAUUUGAAAAGGGUGAGUUGAGGGAGUUUGUAUAGAAGUUGUUUAAGGAAGGAUAGCGCGGGGCGUUUUUUUCGCCAUUUGUAGAAGAAUUUAUCUGGAAAAGAUCUCCCUUGUUUUCUGCUAAUUUAAACAAUGUAACUCUCUCUAAACAUUGAAUCAUUCUUGCUGUUCAGGUGACUGUCUUCAGUCUCUGUGCAAGAAUGAUAUGUUCAACAAAUCUAAGUAAGUUCAAAUAAUCUUCUA